Puntigrus tetrazona (Sumatra barb) is the source of this 1340-nucleotide messenger RNA. RefSeq lists its product as uncharacterized. NCBI's taxonomy places the organism in Eukaryota, Metazoa, Chordata, Actinopteri, Cypriniformes, Cyprinidae. The record is from RefSeq and is a predicted model, not a curated record. The coding region runs from base 144 to 887 and encodes 247 amino acids. The transcript is spliced from 6 exons.
AACGUAAACAACGCAGGCACGCACACGACGUCAUCGCGUAGGGGGCGUGGCGAUGCCGCAGGUGGACAGUUAGUAUUUUCCUGAGCUUGAUGAGGUACGACAGAAAGUAAAACCUGGAUUUAAGCCUCGAACGUCAAGGUGUCAUGGGGUCAUGGAUGCUGGCUUGGGUUCUCAUUGGCGCCACAGUCACUCUGAUGCCCGUGUGUCUUCAUGGAGCAAUAUCGGUCCGUUUUAAAACCGGCCGGCCCCUGUAUGUCGCUCUCGGCCAGACUCUGGUUCUGGAAGCCGUAUUCGAGAAGGAUGCAGGCGACAAGGUGGACAUGGUGACGUGGGACCGCGAGCGAGGACGGGACAACAUCCGACUCUCACAUGGAAACAGAGUAUCGCUGGAGAAGGAAGAGGCACUUCUGCGGGUCACCGACGUUGCAGAAGAAGACUUUGCGCUCUACAAGAUCACCGUCACGGACAGCAACGGAUACCAGAAGCAGGACUCCAUAGAAGUGCGAAAGAUAGUGCAACCUCUAAAGGCGUCGCUGACGCGUGUGCUGGAGUGCCUUGUAGAUGAUCAAGGCAUGACUCAGUGGGACAGCCCUCGCUUUUCAUGGUUGGUUGACGGCGUUACAGUAACCAAUCAAACCGCCCUGCUAGCAGACGGCAGUAGACUAGACAUCUCUGCCGUGAAGGGCGUUAACUACACCUGCAUCAUCACGAGCAGUCUGGGGACAGUGACUGCACGCUAUCAAAUACCACAAGAAUCUCAGCCUUGUUGUUUGGGACUGAUCGCAACUGGAGUUGUAACAGUAAUAGCACUUGUUGCCGGGUUCAUUUUCCUGAAAAGAUACAAGAAAUCACUAGAGGAACGGACCAAUAGGGGUUCUACACUGUAAAAAGAAAAAGGUUGAGGCAACUUAAAAUUUAAGGUUUUCUCAACUUCCUGUUUUAAGUUCGUAUAAAAGUUGAGAAAACUCGAAUCCGACGAAGCUGGUUGCCUUAAAACGUACAGUCCACAGAGAAGACUUUAUUUUAUUUAUUUAAAUGUUAACAUACCUGUUGUUUUGAUCACUUUUUGGGUUAUUUAUUUUAUACGUACGUCCUCGCCGCGAUCGCAUUACCUGCCUUUUUCUCCUUUCAACUUUUAUUAUUAUUAUUUGACUGUUAAAAAUGUAAAAAUGCUUACUAUGAAUCUAAAAAAAAAGCUCUGUUUACAAAAGAAAACGUAUAUCAUUGUUAUUCGUUUGCCGUCUACCUCAUUUGUAUUUGUUCCUAUUCAUCUGCUGUCGGUGCAUAUGUUGUUUUUUGCAUUUGCGUUCGAGUUAAGAGAAUAAAAACGUUGGAACGGA